AUGGAGCUCACCGCGAGCGCACAGCAUAGCACACCACAAGCCACUCACGGUUCAAGCAGAGUACUGCGCAGACGCGCCAUCAAGUCGCAUGAACACCGCGACAGCAGUAUUCUCACAAACGGGACCAGUAAAAGGAAAAGAGUAUCUGAAGCAACCAACGGUGAAGAGGACGAAGACAGUGAGCCCGAAGAAGAUGAAGAAGACGAGGACGAGGAUGACGAAGAUGAAGGCGACUCAGACGAGGAAGAACUGAAAACCCGCCGGCGACGACCGCAGAGGACAAAACUAGCGACUGCAAAACCAGCCACCAAGCGCACAAAGACAACCUCCAAACCGAGCACAACUCUCGCCAUUCGCUCUGCUAAUAUUCAGAAUAGACCAACAUCCAAGGCAUCAAAAUCAAGCACAGCCCGCGCUCGACCCAGCCAAGCGCAUCAGCAAGGACUUUACGCCGAAGUAUUUGGGAGGGGCCAGACGCCCGAAGACGCCGCCUCUUGGUGGUUUGAAGAAGUACAAAAGGACAACGUCGAAGCUCUGCAAGACCUGGUCAACUUCAUCUUCAAGUGCAUCGGCUGCAACUCGGAAGUCGACCAACAGGAUAUUGAAGAUCUGGACUCGGUUCCUACCAAGCUCGGCGAUGUUAUUCAGGAAUAUGAGCAGCAAAAGCCUCCAGAUUACCCACUUAUCUCAAAGCAGAAACAGUAUGCAGGCUUUCAGGACGUGUUGGAGGAAUUCUUCAGGGCCAUCAUCAGGAUAUUGCAUACGUCCUCCGCCUUCUAUGAUCAACGCGAAAUAUAUGACAACAUCCACAACUGGGUUGCGACCAUGUCAGGUGCGAACUACAAGUCCUUCAGACACACUGCGACGGUCAUCUCCUUGGCUAUGAGUACCGCGCUCUGCGAAGUGGCAGAGGAGUUGCAGGCCACCAUGGCGACAUUGAAGGCCCAGCUUAACGCCGAAAAGAAAAAGAAGAACCCCAACAAAGGCCGAGUCAAGGCCAUUGAAAAGAAUUAUAGAGCUGCCGAGGAUAAGCUUGAGGUUAUCGACACUCAAUUGCGAGACGCCUUUGAUACCGUCUACGUCCAUAGGUACCGAGAUGUUGAGGAACGCAUUCGCACUCUCUGUGUUGCUGCGCUCGGCAAAUGGAUGGUCCUCUACCGCAAAAUGUACCUCGACGGCGAAUUCCUGCGAUAUCUGGGUUGGGUACUGAACGAUACAAGUGCCCAUACUAGAAUAGAGGACAUCAAGCAACUGAAGAAGUUGUACAGCAACAAGAACAAUAUUGCCGCUCUCAGAGCAUUCACUGAUCGGUAUCGGUCGAGGCUGGUGGAAAUGGGCGCGAGGGAUGCAGACAUCAGCGUAAGGGUCGAGACAAUUGAGCUGCUCGAUCGACUCCGAGAUGCGGACCUAUUGGAACCCGAUGAUAUCGAUACCAUUGGACGAUUGAUCUUUGACAGUGAACCACGGAUCAGAAAAGCGGUUGCCAAGUUUUUUGUCUCCAAUAUCGAAGAUCUCUAUCAAGACACGAUUGAGGAGUUCGACGAAACCCAGUAUGAUGCCGCGCUCCCGGAUGUGGGAGACGUGAAAGACUUUGUGGCCCCCACGAAGUCUUGGAUCAAGUUCAAAUGUUUGGGGUCAGUCCUUGCCGGGUACAACAAUGAUGAAGAAUCACUGGACGGAACGGCUGCUCAAUCUUUGCCAAUGAACUCGAUUUCAGACUCCUGCUACACGCUGGCUACCCAGUCAAUCUUCCCUCAUAUGCCAGAGUUGCACAAAUGGGAAGAGUUGGCAGGUUAUCUCCUCUUCGACCACUCUUCAAUCCCAUCAGCGGGCGACGAUGAUGACGUCGACUUCAACAUUCAGCAAGCCUAUAAGCUGAGUGCGGGUGAAGAUGCCAUCAUGUUGGACGUUCUGUAUGCAGCGGUCAAAUCAUAUCUGCAGUCCAUAUUGAGAACCAACGCCACGAAAGAUCAAAUCCUGGAGAAACAAGAAUCGGCAGCGCAGAAUCUCACCACUCUCCUUCCUCAUUUAUUAAACAAGUUUGGCAGCACACCACGGGCUGCGUCAUCCAUUCUCCGCAUCGAACAGCUGUUAGAUAUCGGAUUGAUCAACGAGCUACAGAGCGGCGAAGCCAGCUACGCUGCAAUUCUUGAUGACAUCACCAAACAAUUCACGUCGCACUCCGACAAACAAGUGCUCGCGGCGGCCAGUGCAGCAUUCAGGAAUGCUCGAAGCUACGAACCGAGCAAAGAGGCCGCCAAUGCGAAGGUGCAGGAGAUCUGGAGUGAAUCCGUCGCAACGCUGGCCAAUCUCCUCCGAGACAAGGCUGUCAGGACACGGGGUACGCUUGACAGACCUUCGCUUGCUGAGGUCGUGAACACAGUCAUUCGUCUGGCCGAGCUCGCAGGUGUGCAUGACUGCAGCCAUGUCAUUGAAAGCAGAUUGAGUACUGGAUCGUCAAGGAAGGGAAAGGACAAGCCAGGCAGCCAGAAAACUCUGCUCAGCCUGUUAUUGCAGCUCUUACACCGGGGCGAGCCAGACGAGGAUACCACGCCUGCCUUUGCGGAGCUGGAGGAUCAAUUAUGCGGUGCCCUCAUCGAUCUCUUCUCGCGUUAUUUCCGCUGGAAAAUGUUCGGAUUGAAAAAGGCAAUCAACGCCAACGAUGAGGCGCAGUUGUCGACUACGUCCUUGACAGAGUUUGCCACUACGCGAACAGCGUUUGUGGAUAGCAUCGCUCCAGUGAUUCGAAUGCGCAAGCCUCUUGACGUGGUGCGGUAUCAAGCCAUCCUGAAUGUGUUGGAACUAUUCGCCCUCUUCACCACAAUAAGAAACAUGAGGCCGGAGAAAGGUGACUUGGAUGAUGACAUAGAGGAGAAUCUGCGGGGUCUCAUCACGUAUGUCCCAGAGGAGAUCGUCAAGGAGGUCAUGAUCACGCAUGAAAAGAUGGAGCAGUCUUUUGCGAGGCAGACGCAUCGGAAGAUCGAGUCAAUCAGUGAAAAACGAAGGUCAAAAGGUUCAACCGGCAGGGACGAGGAAGACGAAGACGAUAUCGAGAAACCACCUGAAGAUUCGGACGAUGAACGGGAUGACUUAGAUGAUGAAGAAGACGAGGGUGACGAGGAUGACGACGAGGUAAAGAAAAGCAAGAACGCAAAGAAACAAGCGGCUCUCCUGGCAGAACAGAAGCUGUGCGAGUUGACAAGCAAAAUCAUCUUCAUCCUCGUGGGUGGGGCGAUCAGAGAUGAAACGGCCGUGAGGGAGCGGUUAACGCUGAAUCGUACGAAGCUGGGCAAGAACUACUCUGUGUUGGUGGGAUAUCUGGAUGAGAAGAAAAAGUCAGCGAAGAGGGGAAGUGGGAAGAACCUGGCAGGAAAGGAGAAAAAUAGCGACAAAGGGGGGAAGGGGACUGAGAAAGCAGGUAAAAAGCUUGUCUCGGAAGAAAUGGUGCUGGAGGACGAUGAUAUCGAAGAUUCGGAGCAGGAUGAGGAAGAGGCACAACAACAGCACGACUUACAGGAAGACGAGAUUGAGGAUCAUGGGAGUGAAAUUGACGAGCAUGACGCCUGGAAGGAAAAGGGAGAUCAAGGAGAAAACGAGGAAGACGACGAGAUCAUGGGUGAUUAA
Cladophialophora bantiana CBS 173.52 is the source of this 3624-nucleotide messenger RNA. RefSeq lists its product as uncharacterized. NCBI's taxonomy places the organism in Eukaryota, Fungi, Ascomycota, Eurotiomycetes, Chaetothyriales, Herpotrichiellaceae. Gene Ontology annotation, biological process: sister chromatid cohesion. Bases 1 to 3624 code for a protein of 1207 amino acids. Gene Ontology annotation, cellular component: nucleus; cohesin complex; chromatin. Gene Ontology annotation, molecular function: chromatin binding. The transcript has a single exon. The record is from RefSeq and is a predicted model, not a curated record.